AUGGCAGAAGAAAUAAGGGUUGGUGAGGGUCAUAAAAUGAAAGAAAAACUAAUAGUACGUGAAACUGAAACUAAAGAAACUGAAGAAAAGAAUAAUGUAGUGGAUUUUGGAGACUUGUUGGAGAAACUGAACCUUGGUCAACAACGAAAGAAAAAGCUUAUUGUUCUUGCUCUUGGUGGACUUCUUUGCCAUAGAGUCUACCGCCGUGACAAGUCUAGUGCUCCAAAAUCUCGUCGUCCUGAUACUUCUUAUGGAAAUUUCUUCGUUUACAAGAGGCCUUAUUGUGAAGGAUUCAUGAAGUUCUGCUUGGAAAGAUUUGAAGUCGGAAUAUGGUCCUCUGCUAGAGAAUGGUACAUGAACAAUGCCCUGGAUUGCAUAAUGAAAGGAUUAAGGGGCAAACUGCUAUUUGCAUGGGAUCAAAAUCAAUGCACUGAUUCAGGUUUCCGUACAUUGGAGAAUAAAGAAAAACCUUUGUUUUUGAAGGACUUGAAAAAAUUGUGGCAAAACAAGUACCUUUCCAAAGGAGUGUUUUCUUCAUCGAACACUCUCUUGAUAGACGACAAGCCUUAUAAAGCACUGCUAAAUCCAUCAAACACUGCUAUAUUUAUUGAUCAUGAAUAUAAAGCUGUUGAUGUUGAUGAUGUGGCUUUAGGUCCAAAUAGUGAGCUUCGUGUUUACUUAGAUGAAUUGGCGAAAGCAGAAGAUGAUAUUCCUGGUUAUGUUGAAAAGCAUCCAUUUGGGCAACCUGCUAUAACUCCUAACCAUCCAGACUGGGAUUUUUAUUCCAAAGUUCUUCGAAGUUUUGGAAAGAACACCACUACUACUUAG
This is a messenger RNA of Cannabis sativa, 828 nucleotides long. RefSeq lists its product as uncharacterized. Bases 1 to 828 code for a protein of 275 amino acids. The transcript has 6 exons. Gene Ontology annotation, molecular function: phosphoprotein phosphatase activity. The record is from RefSeq and is a predicted model, not a curated record. NCBI's taxonomy places the organism in Eukaryota, Viridiplantae, Streptophyta, Magnoliopsida, Rosales, Cannabaceae.